AUUUUGUAUGACUUUGUCGUCCCAUGUAGGAAAUUCUAUCUUGCAAAGUUGCCCUGUGCAUCUUUAGAAGUGUCAGCUAAGAUGGAUAAUUCUGAGGUUUCCAAUUUCACCUCCCUUUGUGAUAGAUGGUGGGAUAUUAGUGGUGAUUUUCGUAUUCUACAUGCGAUGAAUCCUAUUCGGAUUGAAAUGAUAAAUUAUCUAUUUAAAUAUGAAUCUCCAAAACCUUGGUAUCCUCUGUACGGACGUCGAAUUCUGGAUGUUGGUUGUGGAGGUGGUAUUUUGUCGGAGCCUUUAGCUCGACUUGGAGCGAAAGUUCUGGGUAUAGACAUGUUGUCGGAGGCCAUAGACGCUGCAGAAGACCAUUCGCUUAGGGUAAACCCUGAUCGUUGGAAAGAUGCGCCCUUUGGUGCACCAAAAUACCGAAACAUGAGCACGUCGGAAGCGGCAGCUCAAUUUUCUGAGAAGUUCGAUGCUAUCGUCGCAUCCGAAGUUUUGGAACACGCAUCUGACUGGAAGAAUCUCGUCCGCGAUGCUUCAACGUGUUUGAAACCUGGGGGCCAUUUCAUUGCAACUACAAUAAACAGAACUAUACCAUCCUAUUUUUUGGGCAUCAUAGUUGCUGAAAAAAUACUUAAAAUAACGCCCAAGGGGAUGCAUGAAUGGAACAAGUUUAUAGAACCCUCCGAACUGAGUCUUGUCGCUAUCAGAAAUAACCUCCAACCAAGAAAAGUACUUGGAAUGGCCUACUGUCCCUUAUCUAAAGAAUGGCAUUGGACUCGAUCACAGGCCAUAAACUACGCUUUCCACGCUAUCAAAGUUGGACCUAGCAAAUUCUAG
Hydatigera taeniaeformis is the source of this 837-nucleotide messenger RNA. NCBI's taxonomy places the organism in Eukaryota, Metazoa, Platyhelminthes, Cestoda, Cyclophyllidea, Taeniidae. The record is from the annotation of a GenBank genome assembly.